GUUACCUAGCACUGGGUUCCUUCGUUCAAAACAUCUGGUCUCUAAUUUAAUCUCUCCAACUUUACGAUCCAAAAUCCUCAAUUUUCUUAAGGCUUUUCUUUCUCUUUCUACCGUAACAAUGAACACAACACAUCAAAGAAUCUUCCUGCUUCUUUUAGUGGUUUUGUACUUAGUUUGUGCGACGUACUCGGCAAGUUUACAAGUGGUCAAGAAGGACAAAACCUUUAAAACCAGGGAUGAAAAAGUUGAAGAUGAAAUAGCCAAGGAUGAAAGUGAAGUGGAGGAAAAUGUCGAGGAACACGAUGAGGACACAAAUCAAGAAAAUGAAAGUAAUGGCACCAAAAAUGACAAAGAGGAAUUGGAAAUAAAAAAAGAUGAAAAAGACAGUAAGUCAGAUGAUAAGAAUGGUGCUGAUGAUACCGAUGCUGAUGUUGAUGAUGACGAUGAUGCUGCUCUUGAAGACACUAGUGACAAUUAUAUUUCAGAUCCUAGCAAUGCAAAUGGCGAAGAAACUGGUGGUAAUGGAAAGGAGGAUGUCGACAGCACAUCACAGUAUGCUGAUUUGACCAAGGGUAUAGCUGAUGCCAAGAAGGCAAAUGAAGACCUUCAACAGAAAAUCGAUGCUUUGAGCAAGAAAUUGGAUGAGAUUCUUGAAAAAAAGGACACCAGCUCAGAGCCCAUCAAAGUUAACAAAAAAGAAACAGAAGACAAAAAAGAAACAGAAAACAAAGGCACCAACCCUAAAGAUGAAGUAAAAAAGGACAAAAUUGAAGUAAAAAGGGAUGAGAAGAAAAAUGAAGAAAAAAACAAGAAAAAGGAAGUUAAAGACAACGAAGCAGACGUUACCAUACUAUCACCAGGAGACAAGCAAGAAACACGUGACUCUGAUGAAAGCAAAAAAGAAUCCAAUAACGAAGGAGGAGACAUGGGAGAAGAUGCUGAAAACAAGGCAGAUGAGGAUUACUAAUUAGGGUUACUAAAUAAUUGUUCUAUUUCAAUUGCCCUAUUUCACUAUGACAUCACAUCAAAACAAUCUAUUGUUUAAACGCAAAGGAUCAUGGUCGUCAGAGGGGGUCAAAUCAACGCAAGUUCAGCGAAAAUUGUUCUAAAACCCAU
Actinia tenebrosa (Australian red waratah sea anemone) is the source of this 1116-nucleotide messenger RNA. RefSeq lists its product as uncharacterized. NCBI's taxonomy places the organism in Eukaryota, Metazoa, Cnidaria, Anthozoa, Actiniaria, Actiniidae. The record is from RefSeq and is a predicted model, not a curated record.